This is a messenger RNA of Lutzomyia longipalpis, 2188 nucleotides long. Its product is annotated as proclotting enzyme. The record is from RefSeq and is a predicted model, not a curated record. The transcript has 7 exons. Gene Ontology annotation, molecular function: serine-type endopeptidase activity. Gene Ontology annotation, biological process: proteolysis. NCBI's taxonomy places the organism in Eukaryota, Metazoa, Arthropoda, Insecta, Diptera, Psychodidae. Bases 284 to 2092 code for a protein of 602 amino acids.
AGUAUUGUUUCUCAGCUGAAGACGUGAAGAUCGCUCCUCCUGAGGUCGCGCCGUGUUUACCAUACAAUUGCGAGUGGAAUAUAAAAGACAUACAACAUGUACUCAAUUGCAUUGCUAGGGUAGUGUGUGAGAAAGUUUGUAGCAUUUAGGAAAUGCUUUUCUGCGAAUUGACUUUUCUUUUUUCGAUAAAAAAGAUUUUUUUUACAAAAAUUGUUAGAAAUUAUUUUGGCAAUUUUAUUUGUCUUUAGGUGAUUGUGAGUGGUUUAAAAAAAUACCUUAAAAAAUGUCAAAAACUUGGAUAAUAAUUACUUUUGGUGCCAUAGUAACAUUAGUAGAAUUUACCUUAGGCCAACAUACACAGAAAUCAAGUCGGAUGUACUCCAAUGAAAAUGGUUUUAAUUUACAGCCAUUCUAUACACAUCAGUCGGAUCACCACCCACACCACAGUCAGUAUACUUUUCUCACAAGCAGACGAUUAAGUGAGGUGGACAGAAUGGGGUACCCUGUGGAAUACUACAGGAUACCAAAUAUGCCAGUACAGUCGUAUCAGGAUCCAACAAAGGUCACGAGAAUUCGAAGACAGGACACACAGGAGCGAGGAUUGUCUCCUGUGGCAUUUUCGAGAAUUUCCGAAACACUCGGUGCCCUAAAUACAGUUGGGCAAUACUUGGUGAAUAUGACUCGAGGUGAAUCAGCCCCCAUCAUUCACACAAGCGGGUCAUCGUCGACAGACAACGUACCCAGUGCAAUUCUCACUCUCACUUCCAAUGUACUUGGGAAAAAUAUCACGAACACAAUAGAGCCACUUAUAAAGCAAAUGGGCAAUAUAAAUUUAGGCCAGAACACCUCAACGAAGAGCCAUGAUAAUUCCACCACCACCAAAGACAAGAGAAAAGCUUCGGCGAAAGAUAUCAGAGAACCCGCAACGAGUGUUCAAUCCAAGGAUAGUGAGCAUCGUUGUCGUACUCCUGAUGGCUCCCCGGGGAAGUGUCAGGAUCUUAGUAGCUGCCCUAGUUUGCUCCUUGAUUUGGGGCACUUGAGGGAUUCUUUGUGCUUCAAAAGUCUCUUCGUACCGGGUGUAUGUUGCCCAACGAGAGAAUCCACGGUGCUAACAACGCAGCGUCCUGUUCAGUAUCCCAUAAAACCAAGACCGGAAACAACAACAGCCCAGAGUCUUGUCAUCAAGCCUGUGGCAUCGUACACAACAACAACAUCCAGGCCAUUGAUUCCCGUCUUCACAGUGCCAUCUGGUCAAGGAGGGGAAUCCAAUGCUCUCGAUGCGGAUGACAACUCCAUAGGACAUAUUAUUGAUCCUAAUGAUUGUGGACAACAAGAAUAUACUACAGGACGAAUUGUUGGUGGUGUUGAAUCACCAAAUGGGGAAUGGCCAUGGAUGGCUGCAAUAUUUCUUCAUGGACCAAAGAGGACUGAAUUUUGGUGUGGGGGCUCUCUAAUUGGUACCAAAUACGUUCUCACCGCUGCUCACUGUACAAGAGAUUCCCGCCAGAGACCUUUUGCUCCUCGUCAAUUCACCGUGAGACUUGGAGACGUGGAUCUAUCAACGGAUGAUGAACCAUCCGCUCCAGUGACAUUCAAAGUUAAGGAAGUACGUGCACAUCCUAGAUUUUCCCGUGUGGGCUUCUACAAUGAUAUAGCCGUAAUAGUGCUCGAUAAACCUGUUAGAAAGUCUAAAUACGUCAUACCAGUUUGCUUACCAACAAGAAGUCUUCCUGCACCUGAUCGUCUUGCAGGCAGAAGAGGAACAGUGGUUGGUUGGGGGACAACGUAUUAUGGUGGAAAAGAAUCCACAACACAACGACAAGCAAAUCUCCCACUAUGGCGCAAUGAAGACUGCAAUCGAGCCUAUUUUCAACCAAUUACGGAGAAUUUCUUAUGUGCAGGAUAUUCCGAAGGUGGAGUUGAUGCGUGUCAAGGAGAUUCUGGAGGUCCAUUGAUGAUGAAAGUUGAUUCACGCUGGACGCAAUUGGGUAUUGUGAGCUUUGGAAACAAAUGCGGCGAACCUGGCUAUCCAGGAGUCUAUACCAGAGUAUCCGAAUAUAUGGAUUGGAUACGAGAAACAACGAGAAAUUAGUCAUUAAAGAAAAAUUAUUAAAUUAUUGUGAAACAGGAAGACUACUUUAAAAUUUAUAUCAAUAAAUCAAUUUACUUAUUAUUUCGCUUCAUAAAA